GCUAUUUGCCCGUCUAGGAGAGGGUCUGCCGCUAGCAUGUGACACGGGUGAGGCGAGUGCCACGGACGCUUCUGUACACACGCGGACCGCAGGGAUGAGGCUCCGGCGGCUGCUGUGCGUCGUGUUCCUGCUCCUGGUCAGCCUGCUACCUGCCGCCGCGCAGAGACCGGGUAAGCGCUGCUCGCACCUCCCGCGCUGCCGCCUUGGGGACGAAGGUUCGAAGCCCGCGUGUGCGCGGCGCACCUGCGUUAGCACCGCGCGUACUUCGGGCCAACCUGGCCCUGCGCAGGAAGCUGCACCGACACAACUGCUCGCACCGGCGGUGCAUGCCGCUCCACUCCCGCGUGCCCUUUCCCUGAGCGCCCGGCCCAGCUCGGCAAGCAAUUUCAUAACGGGCUUUUUAGUGUCUUAAAGGAGGAAGCUGCAACAACUGCACUGAUAGAGAAGCUCAUUCUAAGUACUGCUUACCAACAGUUGACCUGGUGGAGCCACAGCAAUCCUGUUUUGAGGCAGUCCAUCUGAAAUGAACACUUUCAGUGGUCCCGUGUAUCACAUUCUGCAUGACCUGGAACAAAGGCCCAUGACUCAUAUCCUAGAAGCAGGGGGAAGGGAGAAACGGGGAAGGUGAUUGGGGGGUGGGGGAGGUUGUACAUGAAGCUUCACUGGUUGAGGUGUAUAUUUGAAUCUCAAAAUGAUCAGUAAAAAUUAAAGAUCAAAUCGAACAUCAGAUACCUGAAAUGGAUUUCCCGAAGGCAUGAAGAAGGAUUUGUCCAAAGGGACUCUUAAUAGUCUAUACUAUUUAGAUGAAGAAAUUGGAUGUGCUGUUGACCGUAUUCAACUCAGGCUAUGCGUGUAAGGCAAUAUUUAGCAUGAAAUGAUGUCAAACUUACACACAGAACUGUUUAAGUCCAUUUUUAGUUAGUAUAUUCAUAUAUUAAUGAUAUGUAUGUUUUAACACCUAACAUUUCAUCGUUAUGAAUUUAUCUUAAUAGUAAUGUAGAAUGCGUUACUGUAAAUAGCACCAAAGUCAGCACCAUGCCAGUGCUCCUAGCUGCUUCACUAAGCAUCCCACAGUGAAGAAUUUAUGAUAUAAGAAAGUAAAGGGAGUAUUAUCCCUCAUUCUCUAGGUAGAGAAUUAAGGCACACAGAGAUAAGAGAUUAGCCAAGGGUCAUGCAAAACCUACUGCAAAACUGAUAACUCAAGUCUCCCAAGUCAGGCCUUAAGGUCAAGCCCGUCCUGCUGUUUAAUGAGCUGUUACUGCAAAGCCUAUCAUUUGUUUCCUUAAACUGGGUUGUCAAACCAGGCAGCUAAAACAUUUUUGAAAACUCAGUAAUACAGAUCUACUUGUUCAGUAGUAGUUUUCCUAAAAUACUCACGACAGCAUUGUAAGUAGAGCAUAAAAAUAGACCAUUGAAAAGAAACCUUUGUCUGAUCACCGCCGGUGCUCUGUAGUACACUAUUCCUGUGAUUAAAAUGAAUGGAAUACUAGGAACGUGGCACUACAAUGAAUAAGAACUUUAAAGAGAAAAACAAGCUGUUCUCCUCUGCACCUCUGCAGUGGUCAAGAAUAAACUAAGCUUUUAUUUCAAUUUUUAUUCUUAUAAAAAGCUGUCAAAAGCUUAUUUUUAUCAGCAGAAAUUACCAACUAUGUAUAAAGCAAAACAUGGCAGCCCUUUCAUUAAGGGGAACUAAAACAAGUCAGAAAUUCAGUCGUAUCCAGAUUUUUAAGACGCCACACUAGUUUUAAAUAUCAAGAGUUUCAUAAAAAGAGGAAAUUGUUAUAAGGAUGAGCAAAGAUUAGCAGUGUAAGUAUUUAAAUUCAGUAUUAGAAUUCUGUUUCAUAAAGCAGAUACUAAUAAGUGAACUAUCACUAAUCAUUAAGACUGGAUAGUUGAAACUUCCUAAUCAGCGUCCACUGGUAACCCCUUACCUCUAAGAAUUUGAAACCCCAGUCAGAAUUGUGCUGGAAAAAUAUGACAAGAGUUUCAAAUUUCCCUAUAUAGGAAGCACACAGGAAAGUUUUAACAUCACCUUAUUCUACAUUUUUGAAAAAACUGACAGUGCCAUCAAAACAGUCAAACUCGUCUAUACCAACAAACAGCAACAAAGGUAAAUCUUUGGAGUUGGUUUCCAAAAUUAGAACAUGCUGCCAUUCAAAUUAGCUUUUUUAAUUUAACUUAGCCGUCCUGUGUGUUUAAAGCAGAGAUUAUGGAAAGCAAGGAAUCUCAAGAGUAACUAUUUAAUGGUUAUCUUAAUAAUGAGUGUAUAGAUUUAAUACCAAAGAGCUAUAUAUACAUGUUCCUUUAUGAAUAUAAAAAUAAAUACAACACUCACCGAGGUGUCCUAGGAAGCCCGUCGUCAGUCUCUACAAAAUUACCUUAAAUGUCUGUUCUUUUUAGGCAUGCUAAUAACGAAAUUUUCUUUGAGGAAGACGUGGAUGGCAAUAUUUGAUAGAUAUGUUUAUAUGCUAGCUGAUUGUAUAUUUUGUAAAAAGUAUGCACUUCAAGUAACAAUGCUUCAUUUUAAAUAAUCUCUGUACACUGUUCAGUAUUGCUAUUCUUCAGAUGCCAAAGGUGAUGCACCUAAAGAAAAUAGUUUUUUUUUUUUCUACUUUUACUGUAAAUUGACAUGGGAUCCAUGUGUAAAACCUUUUCUUACUCGCUUUCUUAUAAAUAAAAACACUAAAUUCUGGUAAAA
Messenger RNA from Gallus gallus (chicken), 2698 nucleotides. It is a transcript of the gene APELA, whose product is annotated as apelin receptor early endogenous ligand. Gene Ontology annotation, biological process: heart development; apelin receptor signaling pathway. Bases 95 to 412 code for a protein of 105 amino acids. The transcript has 3 exons. NCBI's taxonomy places the organism in Eukaryota, Metazoa, Chordata, Aves, Galliformes, Phasianidae. The record is from RefSeq and is a predicted model, not a curated record. Gene Ontology annotation, molecular function: apelin receptor binding.